Uloborus diversus is the source of this 4740-nucleotide messenger RNA. RefSeq names its product ADAM 17-like protease (gene Tace). Gene Ontology annotation, biological process: membrane protein ectodomain proteolysis; Notch signaling pathway. The record is from RefSeq and is a predicted model, not a curated record. Lineage: Eukaryota; Metazoa; Arthropoda; Arachnida; Araneae; Uloboridae. Gene Ontology annotation, molecular function: metalloendopeptidase activity. Gene Ontology annotation, cellular component: plasma membrane. The transcript is spliced from 20 exons. The coding region runs from base 144 to 2576 and encodes 810 amino acids.
UCAGGAUGUAAACGUUAUUUGCAAUUAGUGCUGUGCGGUGCAACUACUUCAGAACCCUACUUAAUCAUAGACAUGAAAAGAAUUCAUUGCAAAUUACUCCUGUGUUGUUUCGGAAUUUCUAACAAUCGAAGCAAUAAUAAAUAAUGUAUUCCAUUGCGUAUUUAUUCCUUGGGAUGCUGAUUAUUCUUAAAUUAAACAGCUCUAUUUCUCAUUAUCAACUGAAAUAUUAUGAGAUUUUAAAAGCUUCAGAUAUUGGUCACACUAUUACUAAACGAGGAACACAUGCUAGCUCACAUCAUUUCAACAAAGUCAAAGAAGUAUCUUUUAAAGCCUUGGGACGACAAUUUCGCCUGAUUCUUAAUCCUACGCAAGGCCUACUAUCAUCACAAUUCAAAGCAUUUACGAUUGACCGAAAUGGUCACAAGAAGUCACUUUGGGUAGAUAAAGAUGCAUUCUUUGAAGGAAGAGUAUUUGGUGAAACUGGUACUCGUGUCAGUGCUCAUAUUGAUGAUGGAGUUCUCACGGCAGCAAUUAAAACUUCUGAGGACACAUACAUUAUUGAACCAUCUUGGAGACAUAUUCCCGAUGAAGAUUACUCAAGUAUGAUAGUUUAUAGAGGUUCUGAUGUCAAGUACAGUUGGGAGUCAGCACCAGAUAAAAAGAAACUAACCGAGUUCUGCACUUAUGUCAGAGAAGAUGGAAAUGCAACUGUGGAUAUGGAAGAAGGAAUUGUGAUUGAUGAAAGAGUGAUCAGCAAAAGACAAGCUAUUGAUCCGUAUAAUUGGGAACCAGUUCAAACUCGAUGUUCAUUGUUACUGGUUGCUGACUUCAGAUUUUAUACAAAUAUGGGUGGCAGUAACUUAAAAGGAACUAUUAAUUUUCUGAUCUCCUUAAUUGACCGUGUUAAUAAAAUAUUCUUGGAAACUGAAUGGAAAGAUAGUGAACGACAGUCUGGUUUUAGUGGUAUGGGAUUUGUGAUUCAGGAAGUCAUGGUGCAUACAGAGCCAACACCUGUGAGUCGAGGUGAAACCCAUUACAAUAUGGCUGGAGCAUCAUGGAAUGUUAGAGAUUUAUUAGAAGUUUUCUCUCGCAAUUUGAAUCAUCGUUGGUUUUGUCUUGCUCACUUGUUUACAGACCAAAAAUUUGAUGGCGGAAUUUUAGGCCUAGCUUAUGUAGGUUCACCUCGUAGGAACUCUGUAGGUGGCAUAUGUAGUCCAGGGUAUGUCAAAAAUGGUUACACUCUUUACUUGAAUUCUGGAUUGAGUACUUCUAGGAAUCAUUAUGGGCAGAGAGUUAUUACAAGAGAAGCUGAUUUAGUCACUGCUCAUGAAUUUGGUCAUAAUUGGGGAAGUGAACAUGAUCCGGAUUUAGCAGAAUGUUCUCCAGAUGGCCGCCAUGGAGGAUCGUUUUUAAUGUACACUUAUUCAGUUAGUGGCUAUGAUCCAAACAACAAAAAAUUUUCACCUUGUAGCAUACGUUCUGUGCGUGCUGUUUUACUUGCCAAAGCAAGUAAAUGCUUUUCUAAACCUGAAGAGUCCUUUUGUGGAAAUUCUUUGGUUGAAGAAGGAGAAGAAUGUGAUGCAGGAUUUAUUGGAAGUGAAGAUAAUGACCCUUGUUGUGACAGCACAUGUAAGUUAAAGAUGGGAGCUAUAUGCAGUGAUAAAAAUGCUCCAUGUUGCCGUGGUUGUCAACUGGUUCACAGAGGAAUUAUUUGCAGAGAAUCUCAGCCAAGUGCUUGCAAAAGGGAAGCAUAUUGCUCUGGUGAAUCGCAAGACUGCCCAUCCUCUAUGGCUCAACCUGAUGGCUCUCCUUGUUUAGACAGAGGGAAAUGCAGAGAUGGAGAAUGUGUCCCGUUCUGUGAAACCCUUGGUUUGCAUUCCUGCUUGUGUGACAGAGAGGAAGAUGCAUGCAAGCGAUGUUGCAGGCCAACACAAAACUCAACUUGUCGUCCUAUUGAACCAACUGAAAUUCUUAGAGAUGGUACACCAUGUAUCCAUGGUUAUUGUGAAAAUGGAGAGUGUAAGAAAACUGUUCAAGAUAUUGUUGAAAGAUUUUGGGAUAUUAUUGAAGAUAUUAAUAUCAAUACUGUUAUGAAAUUUCUGAAUGACAAUAUUGUUGGAACAGUUGUGAUAGUAUCUCUAGUUGUAUGGAUACCAGCUAGUUGCCUGAUUAGUUAUGUCGAUCGUAAAAGAAGAGAAGAAUAUGAAAGAGUUAUUAGUGGGAAGACGAAAAGAGAGAAUUCUAAACCAUUUCGGUUACCAACAGAAAAAGGAACUCGGGUUAUACAUAUUAAACGGCAGAACCGGUUUCGUCCUGAAACAGCCAGUUCCAGAGCAGCUCCAGCUUCAAAGGAGUGUUACCGUUAUUAUGGAGACCAUAAUGAUAGACUUUUUCCUAGAGCAACUUAUAGACCUGAGCCAUCUCCUCAACAUCAUUAUGCUCAUUCAGAUUCAGAAUAUUAUGCUCCUCGACAGAGACAUUUCCCACACAUUAGAAAUGCUCACGGAGCAGAAGAUACUCAUUCACCUAGACCAAGACCCCCAAGUGUUGUCACUGAAGCAUUUACAGCUUUGUGACAUAUGAGACAGUGUGUAGAUAGGGCUGCUGCACGAAUCGCUCAAGUACAAGCCAAAAACUAAAUUCUUUCAGUACAGAUACCUAUUUAGGCUCUGUCUGCUAAGAUACUGUGCAGCACUACCCUUCUACACACUGUUUUUUUGUCCCACUGUGAUAAAAAAAAAAAAAUCUUAUGUGCUUUAAAGUACAAAAACAUUAACUGUUUAAGCAUAUAAUCAAAGUUGGUUACUUUUCACCAUGAAACUUUAACAUUAAGAUUUUAAAUAAUUUUUAUCUGUGUUUUUCACAUGCAAUUACUUAAAUAUUUAUGUGACAAAGUAUUGCAGAACAAGGAAAAAAAGUGUAAGAUUGUUGCAUAAAAAUUAAAGUUUUAACUAUUUUCUGCAUAUUUGUUACGUUACAAUUCUUGUAAAUAAGGUUUAACAUGUAAAAAUAUCAUAUGUAAAUAUGUCCUUGUUGAUUUGGAUAUUUUAUUGCGAAAACUGCUUUAAUACUCCAUUAAGUGUUCAGAUGAAAACGUUAGUAGCAUUCUUGCCUACUCUUGCAAGAGUAUAUUAUGGUGUAAAUUGAAGAUGUAUUUUGUGUGUUAAACAUGAAAUAUUCAAUUUAUAUAUGAAGCAAUGUUCCAUGUUGCCAUAACUUUUUGCUGAUGUUAUUCAUUAAUGUAACAUACCAUUUUUUACUCAUUUUCAUAAUAUAUCAUCAUUUCAGCUAGUAGAUAGUGAGCUAAUGAUACAAAAAGCACUAAAUGAGCAAAUGACGUAUUUGAAUGGUUUUAUUCAUCAUUUCUCAUCGUAGUUUUGAAUUGGUUGUUGACCUGGCAUAAAACAAAAAAUUAAUGCUUCAGUCACAAAAUUAUUUUCGAUGCACUGAUAUAGGAUGCAAUAUUGCAUUUAGAUAUAGAAAUAAAAAUAUGUGUUUUAUGAAUUGCCAGACAUCUGUAUGAAAACUGAAUCAGUAAUUGACUAUUCAAAUUUCCAAGAAUUGUGUAUGGUAUUGUCUUGCAAAGGUUCAACAAGUUUGAUAGGAAGGCCAAAACUGUUUUGUCUCAUGACAAGUCAUGAUAGCAUUAAUUUCUUAACUUUUUUCUUUAUCCCUGCCAACAUCCCAAAGUAUUAUGAGCAUUAGGAGGAAGUGUGUUUUUAUGAGUAAGCAGGAUUCAUGUUUACUAUUUUUACUCAAUGCUUCUGAGGGAGAAAUGCAUUUAUUUUAUUUGGUUAUUGACUAACAAACUAAGACAACUUAACAGAAUUAUUUUCUGAUCGUAUAGGCUAUGAUUCAUCCAAGGUAUUUCUGGCAUCUAGCCAGAAUUAUUAUAGGAAGUCAUCCAUCUACAAAUUUGGAAAAUAAUUCUAAAAUUGCUGCUAGCUGUGAAAGUUUUAGAUCUUGGGGCCGCCCCCUAAUUACCUGCUACAGUCAAUUAUAAAAUGUUUUAAGCCAAUACUUGUAAGGAACAAAAAAGUUAUGAACUAGAAUUAAUUGCUUUUGUGCAAGAUCAAAAGUGGUAUGGAAAAUUCCCUGUGCAAUACUUAAGUUGGUAUAAAAAUUCUAGACUUUUGAUUACACAAAAGCUUGUGCAUUUAUCAAACAAAUAUAGGGAAUUUAAAUUAAGAAUAUUUGACUAUUUAAUGCACAGAACCUAGCAUUUUGAAAUAAUAUAUAUAUAGUGCUUAGCAAAAUUGACUAUUGUUUUAUCAACUGAUACAUUAUAACUAUAUUUUGUUAAAUAUUAUUAAAAAAUAUCAUGAAAUAAAAUUGUUUGAUAUAAAUUUAUUUCCAGUUACAGAAUAAAGAUAGUUCAUUGUGAACCAGAUCUUGUACAAAUUUACUGACCUUUCAAAAAUUUUACUCUACAUCAUUGAAAAUCUGUGAAGCAAAAAAAAGUAAAUGAAAAAAUUUUCAAAAACAAGACGAAACUUUUUUUUUUUUCAGAACUGAGUGGUUUAUAACAAAUUUGUCUCUUUAAAUGGAUUUGGUUUCAAGACUUCAAAACUUUUCACAAUAUACCCCUCACACCCUUCAAAAAAAAAGCCAACUUCUUAUGUAAAUUAUUCAAGAGAUGAUUUCAAAAUCAAAAAUAUCUUUACACACACGAGUCUGAAAUAUUGUAAUGCUUUCACCUUCUCCGUCACUCUUUUUUAAUGAUAUUAACUAGAACUUAUU